Messenger RNA from Acanthosepion pharaonis, 993 nucleotides. The record is from the annotation of a GenBank genome assembly. NCBI's taxonomy places the organism in Eukaryota, Metazoa, Mollusca, Cephalopoda, Sepiida, Sepiidae.
AUGAAACUUAUUGUGGAUGGUUUACUGCAACCAAUCAACUAUGAUCUCCGUGAUAAGUAUGAGAAGCCAUUGUUUCGUACUGAAAUCACAUCCCUGAAGGACUUGACCACUGGUCAAAAGUUGAGUGGCCGUGUAUCAAAUGUGACUCAUUUUGGGGCCUUUGUUGAUGUUGGUGUUGGCAUUGACGGCCUUUUGCACAUUAGCAAAAUGAAACCGGACCUGUUGGCCCAAAAGAAUCGCUCAAAACUUGAACUUGCAUGUUCCUUAUCUAUCUAUAUACCUCAGUGUGUUCCUUAUCUAUCUAUCUAUCUAUAUACCUCAGUGUGUUCCUUAUCUAUCUAUCUAUCUAUAUACCUCAGUGUGUUCCUUAUCUAUCUAUCUAUAUACCUCAGUGUGUUUCUUAUCUAUCUAUCUAUAUACCUCAGUGUGUUUCUUAUCUAUCUAUAUACCUCAUCUGUUCAUAUCUAUCUAUCUAUCUAUCUAUCCAUGAUGUCAUGCUCACCAAAUCUAUCUCAAUCUCUUCCUAUCUAUCUAUCUAUCUAUCUAUCUAUCCCAGUCUGUUCAUAUCUAUCUAUUUAUCUCAGUCUGUUCAUAUCUACCAAUCUAUCUAUCUCAGCUGAUUCAUAUCUCUCUAUCUCAAUCUGUUCAUAUCUAUUUCAGUCAGUCUAUAUCUAUCUAUCCAUUUAUCUAUCUAUCUAUGAUUCCUUUUCAUAUCUAUCUGUCUAUCUCAGUUUGUUCUUAUCUAUCUACCUACAUAAGUCGGUUCAUAUCUAUCUCUCUAUCUCAAUCUUUGCUGCCAUCAUCUAUCUAUCUCAGUGUGUUCUUAUCUAUCUAUCUAUCUAUCACAUACAAUCUGUUCAUAUUGGUUUUCGUAACAAUAAUUCUAUCUAUCUCAGUUUGUUCAUAUUUAUCUUUUUCAGUCUGUACAUAUCUAUCUAUCUAUCUAUCUAUCUAUCUAUCUAUCUAUCUAUCACCUGUGGAACUCUUUACUGA